Molecule: messenger RNA, 1962 nt
Organism: Radiomyces spectabilis
Lineage: Eukaryota; Fungi; Mucoromycota; Mucoromycetes; Mucorales; Radiomycetaceae
Exons: 7
Coding region: 137-1741 (534 amino acids)
Biological process (GO): retrograde transport, endosome to Golgi
Molecular function (GO): phosphatidylinositol binding
Source: RefSeq, a predicted model, not a curated record
CAAUGAUACACGAUACCAGCAACGUGACUGACCUGACAGCCUACAGUUUAAGUUUGAUUUGUUGCCACAGUUUACUCCUUGCUUUUUUUUUUCAUAUACAUUUUCAAUCUCUUUUUUUUUUAGUACUUUAUUUCAAAUGACAGGAGACCCAAACCCUUUCCAUCGGUUGGCAUGUGCUUGUCCACUUGACGAUCCGGCUUGCAUCGUGAUUCGUGAUGCUUGCAGAAAAGUGACAGAGAAGAGCAGCUUUGUGCUCUAUUAUAUUGCUUUGGAAAAUAAUGGACAUUCUAUAUCAAAAGCCAAACGACGUUACAGCGAGUUUGAGUCUCUCCGAACCGCCCUCAGUACGCUGUAUCCCGCACUGCUUAUACCACCGAUUCCUGAAAAACAUACCUUGUCUGAAUAUGCGUAUGUCCAAAGGCGCAUGACCGACGAACAGCCUUUGAUUGACAAGCGGAAACGCCUAUUGCAAAGAUUUUUGCAACGAUUAGCAGCGCACCCCACUCUCUGCCGCGAACACAUCCUUCACCUGUUCCUUGAUCCUGAUAUCCUCUGGGCAAAUGUUCUUCAUUCACUUACCGCAGCCAAUGAAACACACCAUGAGUGUGCUUCGAAUAAUGGCAUGACUUCUGCCAAUAACGCUACGCUUGUUUCUUUUAUCAAUGACCACUUACCAUCCGCAGCGUGGCCGUCUGCCAAUAUUUUACCGAUGACCAAGUCGCCUCCACUCUCGAGGAUACAAGACCCCUCGUUCUGUCUGUCCGAACACAUGACAGAAAAGAGUGCUGUGAGAGCAGCAACGCAUUUUGAUAGAUCACAGCAACGGAUACUGCAGCGGUUAUCAGGCUUGUCCAACGAUUACACCGAUCUAAGCACGGCAUACAAUAACCUCAGUAUACAUGAAAGCUCUUCCAUGUCCGCCAUCAUGAAAGCUAUUGCAAUGACCGCAAAAAUAUCCGGCAACAAAACAGAACAACUGAUAAAGGAUUUGGAAGUGGAAUUUGCGGAACAUGUCCACGAAUAUAACCAGUACAUGCAGAACGGACAGCAUAUAUUACAACUGCAUCAGAUGAAACAAGCACAAUUGGAGAUGAUCAUCGAAUCCAUUGGGAAUAAGCGCAGGAUGCACCGAGGACUCAUGAAUAUUGAAAGUAAUUCGAAACGCCUCGAUACGACAUUGCAAGUAAAUGAAGAAGAAUCACAAUCAGAACCAAUAAAUCACAAUGGCUCAAUACCGCCCUCCCAUGACUACGACGAUAUUGAUACCCAUUCCAUCGACGACGACUAUGCAACGAUAGAUAUGCCUACCGCUCAAUCCGACAGUAAAGAUACCGUCGAGAUGCCUACGUACCCCUCACAAGCGAGUAUGGCAGCUCUUCGAGCGUCUCGCAAAAUAUCGCGUAAAUGGUCCUCGCCACAAAAACUGCUGAAUGCAUUCAGUAGCACCCUCCAAGGCAUCAUCGAUGUGGACCCAGAAGCUACAAGAAAGACCCAAAUCAGUAAGCUCGAGAAAGCUAUUGCUCAGCUCGUGGAAGAAAAGGAAAAGAUGGAGGAGGAUCUGAAAAAGCUAGCCUCCAAUAUCGAGACAGAGAUGGCUUUGUUUAAAAAACAGCGAUCAGCGUCCCUUCGCGCCAUCCUUAUUGCCUAUUGCAAGAUACAUAUCGAAUAUUGUCAGCAGAACGUAUUUUCCUGGGAAGAGGCAAGGCGACAAGUUGAUUGUCUAAAGGACACAACUGCGUGAUAAAACGAACCCUAUAACCCAGCCAUCCAUUUACCAUUCAGCAGACUAGUCAGCAUUUCUCGCCUUUUCCCUUUGUAGUCCCUUUUUUACCUUCAAAUUCACCAAAUGCACGCUAUUAUAUGAAAUUAAGUAACUAACACAACUAUGAAUCUGGGUUGUUCCUAGGAUUUGAAUGAUCUUUUUCGUGUAUCGCCAGUGCAGUCACCUGUCACUAAAAUUUG